This is a messenger RNA of Periconia digitata, 456 nucleotides long. The record is from the annotation of a GenBank genome assembly. Lineage: Eukaryota; Fungi; Ascomycota; Dothideomycetes; Pleosporales; Periconiaceae.
CCAACGAGCACAUCCAUUACUCCCAAAAAUCCACCUUCCGUCGCCAUGAAGCUCCCUGUCGUCCUUGUACUCGGAAGUCUAUGGGCUUCCUCAGCCCAAGCAUGCGUUCGAAUCCUAGUCGACGAGGUGUGGAAGGACUCGGUCGAGAGAACGCGAGAGGUUCAUCUAUGGGAUAACGACAAAGUCAAUAAUCGCUUGAUCCCUUUCGAUUUUUACGGCAAGGACGAAGAUCGUUGGAGAGGCAGCGACUACCGCGUUUCUCUAAACCCAAAUACUGAUGGGGGUCGUGUCUGGCUCCCUGGAAAUUGGAUGCAAGUGACCGAACUAAAGCAGAAAACGCGUCGGCAGAGCACUCUUCCUAAUGGGCAGACUCAGGUCUACUAUUGCCUGUGGGACGACUACUCCUGCGAAAAGUACUCCUGUUCGCUGCCUAACCCUAAGAGGUAUGUAGCUUGA